Molecule: messenger RNA, 6520 nt
Organism: Gadus morhua (Atlantic cod)
Lineage: Eukaryota; Metazoa; Chordata; Actinopteri; Gadiformes; Gadidae
Gene: tbkbp1
Product: TBK1 binding protein 1
Exons: 10
Coding region: 240-2189 (649 amino acids)
Cellular component (GO): cytoplasm
Source: RefSeq, a predicted model, not a curated record
AACACACCAGCAUCAGCAGCAUCAGCAGCAUCCUGCCUCUAGCUCGCAGACCGUGAGAUCUCCACACGGCGCUAAGAGGGAGGCGGGCUCGCGGAAGAGGAGCACCGAAGGACCACAGUAUUCCCGGGCUUUGGCCGCAGCGUUAAGGCGAGCGCUUUUUUUUGGCGCGUGGUACUCCACCUUCGCGAAGCGACGGCAUCUAUGGCUCGAGCCAGGAGCGCGUGACGGGACUCAGAGCGAUGGAGUCUCUGUUCGGCGGGGGGGAGCUGGGGCUCCUUGGGGGGGGCGGCGAGGCGGGGGGGCUGAAGGAGGACGGCUGCGGGAACGUGGCGUGGCACUCCUCCCCCCUGGGCUCCGACGACGUCUACUCCGCCCCCCACUUCACCCUGAUCUCGGCCUAUCAGGACAUCAAGACGCGGCUGGCCAGCCUGGAGCGAGAGAACAGCGGCAUCAAGAGGAAGCUCAAGAUCUACGAGAUCAAGUUCCCGAUGAUCAGCGAGUUUGGCGAGGACAACUCCUACUGCUCCUUCGAGACCAAGGAGACGGCGCUGCUGCACUCAGAGAACGGGAACCUGCAACAGAGAGUCAACGCCCUCACGCACGAGCUCCAGAAGAGGAAGGAGCGUGAGGGCCAGCUGGAGGAUGUGAUCCAGGCCUACGAGAAGAUCCACAUGGAGAAGAGCAACCUCCAGAGAGACCUGGACAAGAUGACCAACCUGGUGGAGAAGCACGUGGAGCGGAUCCUGGGCCUGGAGGCGGCGCUGCGGCAGCGGGACGGCUCGCUGCAGAAGCUCAACACGCAACUCCGCAGCAAGGACAUGCAGUACCUGCAGCUGCACGCCUCCUCCGAGACGCACAUGCUGGAUUGUCCCGCUCUGACCCUCCAGAGCUCCCGUAGUUUGGACGCGCUGUCGGACCUGAAGCUUCAGCGGCUGGAGGCGGAGCUAGAGGGGGCGCGGCACGAGGCGCAAGGGGCGUGUCUGCGGGAGGAGGAGGCCAAGGUGGUGUGUGAGAGGCUGAAGGAGGAGGUGGAGCAGCUGCAGAACAGCCAGCGCGACCGGGAAAUGACCUCGUCCUGCGAGCAGUGUGAUGUGGAGUGGAUAAAGAAGGUGGGGGACGAACAGGUUAACCUGGCCCUGGCCUACACCGAGCUGACGGAGGAGCUAGGCCGGCUCCAAGCUCUGAGCUCCAAGCAGACGGAGAUCCUGAGGAAAGCCUCGCAGGAGCAAGCUAGCCCAGUCCAGCGCCACUCCCCUCCGGUCCACCUCCACUCCCCCAGCCACCACCCCCGGCUCUCCCCCGUCUCCCCACGCCACUCCCCGGCCCCGCCCCCGGCCCACCACUCCCCCAUCGCCCAGCGCCGCUCGCCGGUGCUCCAGCGGCUCUCCCCCGACAUGCACCGCCGCUCGCCGCUGCUGGACGUCAACGAGGGCCCCGCCUCCUACUCCUGCCGGCCCCCCAGCCACCACCUGAGGGCCAGCUUCCAGGGCCGCCGCAGCUACUCGGAGGUGGCGGACCCCUCGGCCUACCAGCGGCCCCCCCGCUUCACGCUGGAUCCCGUGUCCACGCUGCCCAAGCCCCGCCCCUACAUCGACGGCUACAGCAAGCAGCAGCAGCAGCAGCAGCAGCUGAUGGGGGGGCUGCAGCACCGCGGCUCCCCGGGGCCCCACCAGGGGGGCGGCGGCGGCGGGGGAGGGGGGGGAGGCGGAGGGGGAGGAGGGGGAGGGGGGGACGACGGCUCCAUGCGCCACUCCAGGGAGAUGCCCUUCCCGCUGUCGGAGCUGUCCCACCUGCGCUUCGAGCCGCCGCCCCCCUCCACGCCGGCCCCCCCGCCGCCACAGAACCACUCCUCGGACGACGACGAGGACUGGGCGUGCCCCCACCCCAUCAGCCCCCCGCGGACGCUGGGCGUGCCCCCCUCCGGGUCCAUGUCCCCCGGCCUCAUGCGGGGGCCCUCCUCCUGCUCCGUCUUCCCCAUCCCCCAUCGGAGCAACACGCUGAGCUGCCCCCCCCAGGGGUACAUGUCCGCCGAGCACGCCCAGUCCUGGCCCAGCAUCAACCUCUGGAUGGAGACGGAGGAGAGCGACAUGCGGAGCUGCCCGCUGUGCCAGCUCAUCUUCCCCGUGGGUUACCCUGACGACGCCCUCAUCAAGCACAUCGACUCACACCUGGAGAACAGCAAGAUCUGAUCGCCAUGGCAACCCCCCUGCUGCACCCGCCCAAUCCCGCCUCCCUGCCCCCAUCCUCGCCCACGCCCCCCGCCCCCCGCUGCCCGGCCCCAGACCAGGGGCCUCAUGUAUUAUGUCAGUGAUAAGCAAACGUGACCAUUGGGGAAGAGAAGAACCAACCAUAUGAUGGGAUCAGAGCGGUGGUGGUAGUGGUGCUGUACAGUGAUGCAGUGAGACGGUGAUGCAGGGCAGUGAUGCUGUAAGCAGUGAUGCAGUGAGUAGUGAUGCUGUUAUGCAGUGAUCAGUGAUGCAGUGAGACGGUGAUGCAGGGCAGUGAUGCUGCAGUGCUGCUGUAAGAAGUGAUGCUUUGUGUAGUGAUGCGGUUAUGCAGUGAUCAGUGAGGCAGUGAUGCUGUGCAGUGACCAGGGAUGCAGUGAUCAGUGAGGCAGUGACGCUGUGCAGUGAUGCAGUGAGCAGUGAUUCAGUCGGCAGUGAUGCUGUGAUGCACUGAUACACUGGGGCAGUGAUGCAGUGAUGCUGUAAGCAGUGAUCAGUGAUGCUGUGAGGCAGUGCAGUAAUGCAGUGACGCUGUGCAGUGAUGCAGUCGGCAGUGAUGCAGUGAUGCUGUAAGCUGUGAUCGGUGAUGCUGUGAUUCUGUGAGGCAGUGCAGUGAUGAAGUUAUGCAGAGAUGCAGUGAUGCGCUGAUACACUGGGGCAGUGAUGCAGUGAUGCUGUGAGCAGUGAGCGGUGAUGCUGUGAUUCUGUGAGGCAGUGCAGUGAUGCAGUGAUGCUGCAGUGGAGUGCUGAAGGCUCGGUGGGAGUCCUGUGCAUUGCAGUUGUGUGCAUGUCUGCGUCUCCGACAGAACAGAUCUGUGUGUGGGCCGAGGUGACGCACUGUUCAGCAAUAUGACACAUUUCUGCGGGAGGCUGGAUAUGAAGGCUGUAAUCGUUCUCAUUAUUAUGACAGAGUGGGACAGGGUUCCAACAGGGAGAAUACUUUUGCUCAAAGGCCAGGGUUAUUGAAGUCAGAUGAAGAGGUAGAAGAAAAGCAAAGAUCUGUUUCAUGUUGACUGAUUUAUCCUCCGUUUAAUGACUAGUUUGCUUAUCUUAAAUGUAAUUAUUUCUACCUUGCAACAUUGGUUGAUUUUUUUAGAGAAGUUUGCUUCUGGAGAAUAGAGAAUGCCUUGAGUCACAGAAAUGAGGACAGACAAACAAUAAUUCAUGAAUGAUCCCAAUGAGGUCAUUAUUUUUAUAUAGUACAGCCUACAAUUAAACAAGGCGCCAUUUGUAUAAGUGGAAGGACAGGUGACAUGUUGAAAUAAUCAAAUGCAUUAUUAGACUAAACAGAAAAAUACGUUCAAGCCACACAGCCAGGUAACCCGUAUGUAACCGUGAUGUACGUCCGGUUAAAACCUGACUUCUUUUUUGCUCCGUCCACAACCGAAAGGGAAAGGAGAUUCCCUCAAUAAGCGGAACUUUCCCUUUGUCAUCGAAGCGGUACAACAUUAGUUAACAUGACUCAUCUGUUCUGAAUGGACACAUGGGAUGGUCGAGGCUGAAAUCCUUUUAUUUGAUCUAUUUCUCUAUUUAUUUAUUCAUCGUAUACGUCCCGUGCUCCUCCAUUUGUUCAGGGACCAGGGAGCAGGAGGAGCUGACCUUACUGAAUGAUUGUCUCUAGACCAGAGCUACAUCCCCCUACAGAUACAAACAUUUGAGUUACCACGGAUAUUCAAAAAGCAAAACCAGAAUCUCCCGGGACUGCGGGAUUGGUUAAGCUCAGCAGGGCGGGACAUCGGAGCUCCUGAUAGGUGGGGCUAGACUAUCUGCCUCCUCAUGUCCGACCUGAUUUGAUAUUUAAAUAUCUCAGCACUUUAAGUAACCAGAGCCUGAAUCCUGUUAUAAGACCCUCCAAAUAUCUGACAUGUGUCAUUUAUAUUUAUAUUCUAAAGUAACAAAGUGAGCCUCAUAUGUUUGGUUGCAUCUCUAUUAACACCGCCCUCUCGUUUCACACACACUGUUGUGCAUCGCAGGGUUGAUGGUUGAACUUCUUCGGCACAGAAGGUGCGUUCGGAUUAUUUAUUUUUACCGUUGUUUUUUCCUCUUUUUUUUUUUGUAAAUAUCUUACUGUACAUACACAGUACUGUACAUACACAGUACUGCACUGGGAUCCUCCUAGACCACCUACAGAGCUGAGCUUCAGCUGUACUGGGAUGAACUGGGAUCCCUCCCAGUCCUUCAGAGCUGAGCCUUAGCUGUACUGGGAUUUACUGGGAUCCCUCCCAGUCCUCCCACAGUGCUGAGCUUCAGAACACGUUGAUGUCACGACUGCCCAGACCACCGAACAAAAAUUGAGGAGUUUAUUGUUGAACCUGCCACCCCCCCAUGGUGUCCAGCCCAUCGCCCGCCCCCCCCCACCCCCCUCAUUCCCCUCGUCUGUUGGUGAAGAAGAGCCUCAUCUCUUAGGGGAGGAGCCUGACCCCCAAGGGGAGGAGCCUGAUCUAUUAGGGGUGGAGCUUUGCAUCUAUGGGGAGGAGCCAUACCACUCGGGGGAGGUGGCAAAGUUCUCACAGGAAGACUUGGACUGAAUUUGUUCUCGUACGUCACUAGAUGAUGGAGUCUCAUUCUCUGCGUGUGAGGCCUUUGCGUGUGCGCAUCAUAAUCCGUUUUAGCAAAAAGAAUACUCACACUGAUGUCAACUCGUGGUGACGGUUUUAUCUAAUACAUGCAGAUUCAGGUUAGGCUCCCUGUGUAGAGUACACACACACACGCACACGCACACACACACGCACACACACACGCACACACAUCUACACACACAUGCGCAUGCAACCAUACACAAUGGUCAUGCAUUGCACAUGCAUACUCAAGCACCUCAUGCCUUGCCCAAAGGGCAGGGCAGUGGAAAUCCUCCAACAUCUCCACCAACAGCAAGCAGAUGGCUGGGAUCCGACUGGAAAAUAACUCUUCAAAGAAAGGUUUUUUAGUACGAACCCCCUAAUAUACUGCACUGUAAGUAUGUUCCCAUCACUUUAUGUAAGAAAAUAUAUAUUUAAAGCUGAUCGAUUGUAUUGUGAGAGUGAGGCAUCACAUUACUGUACUUCAAAUUGGAGUGCCUGUAAAUCUAUUUAUAGUUCAUGCCACUGCAACCCAGCAUUACAUGUACAGUAUAUGUGACUUACAGUAUACAAGUUCAGCUAAAAACACUUCUAGAUUUGUUAUAAAAAAAUAAACUGGAUGAGAAUCCCGUUAAUACAUUGAGGGAGACGAGGGCUCCGGGAGUCUGAAGACUUUGCGUCCCAACGCCAAACAAUGCAGUCCCUGAACACAACACAGGUGUGACCUUGUCUAUCACUUGAUGUAAAACAGGUCCCCGUUUCCCACGCUUCGCUCAUGUGAUUAUCGUACUGCUAUCAUCGUACUUCAAUUAAAAAAUAGAAAAAAAACGUGACCACAUUGCGUGUACCUCUUCACUACGAUCUGUAUUUCACAACCAAAGACAAAGAAGUCAAUUUUUCACCUGCAUUUCCUGUACACAACUGUGAGGCGGUGAAGGGGGAAGGAGAGUGAGGUGGUCUGGUUCCUCAUACUCGUUCACCAAGACAAAAGGUGUUAAACCAGCAAUCACAGUAGGUACUAAGUGUUCGUUCACAAAGUCCCACGAUGUGUGUGAUAGUGUGUGACGGCCAAGGUCCUGUACCGCCGUUCAUAGACUCGCGGCUCCAUCACAGACGAUGCCCUGGUGCAUUCUGGGGGAUGUCUUUGCUGUGCCGUGCUAACGAGACACGGUCCAUGAAGUGGUCCCCCAAUCAGCCCUUGUACCGUGGUUAUUUUGUUUUUCUUGUCCUACGACAUAGAGUGGGCGAUCCACACACAGGACAGCGGGAUUCAGCUGGAGGAUCCCAUCUGUCUUGCUUUUGUUACCAAAAGAAAUCGAAGUGUCGAUCUUUAUCUUGUUUUAUGUGGUAGGGAAAAAACAAAGUGCGUUGAUCUUUUCAAAACACAGAAGACGUACGCUCUCGAAGACGAGAGAAACAAGUGCAACAAAAUCUGUUGUUUAUUUGUAUUCAUUUUUUUUGUUUUAUUGUUUUAUUGUUUUCUAUCCUUGUAUAUUUGCCACCUCUUACCUGUUACCUGUAACGUUGUAUUUCUUCUGGCGUCCCUCCUGGGAAGCGUGGCAUCGCCAUGGAUGCUCUUCGGGCGGGUGCUCUCUCCGCCUGUCACUCAGUCCCUGAAGAAGAACUCGGACACGCCUGGCUUCCACAGACUUAACAUGUGUGGAGAAAAAAAAGUGACAUAAAAGACAGCAUUUUUUUGAUUAUUCGUCUGUAAAUAAAUUUAAAAUUGCACUUAAA